Molecule: messenger RNA, 3289 nt
Organism: Spirometra erinaceieuropaei
Lineage: Eukaryota; Metazoa; Platyhelminthes; Cestoda; Diphyllobothriidea; Diphyllobothriidae
Source: the annotation of a GenBank genome assembly
AUGUAUUACAUAUUAGUGCUCUUUCAUCUGCAUGUGUUCGCAUCAGCUUUUUUCACAGGUAAAUGACUCAUUCCUCCAUGUCUCUAACGCGCCUUUUUCGCUUACGCUUUAUUCACGGGUGGAUUACCUUUUGUAUUCAGUUUCUAACACUUUGACCUUAUGGCUAUAGGUGAAAAUCGAUGUCCGUCAUUCACGAAGGCCCUGUCGCCGCUCAAUGCUCAACAUCUUAUGUUACGUCCUCCCCAGACUGUCCGAUACAAUCUCAGGAAGACAAAUGUAUGGUGCAUGCACAGAAUAGACCUCCUGCAAUUUGGAGAGAAUGGUGUUUGCACCGCCGCCAGCGAUAACAGUCGACUUGGUUUGAUAACCUGCGAAUUGGAUGUGGCUCUAGUCGUCGCCAGGUAUCAUUGUGGGGUAAGAUAUGCCAAUUUUAACAGCUCACAUCCCAUGCCCCGUCGUUAGAAGUACUUUAUGCUGCAUAACAUGCAUUUUGCCAAAGAUGAUGUGGGGUGGUUAUUUGGAGGCAGGAUUUGCUGGCUCACCAUUGCUAUAAAACAUCAUUGAACAGACAAUAUGCGUAUCCUAAAAAGCAAUAUUUUAGUUAACUAUCGAUCGUUCUUACCUUUCGAAUGUUAGAUUUCCGAAAACGUUGGACGUGCCUGUUCAUAUCGUAAUGGGGAUUAGGACUUUACUUUUCAGAGGCUAAUUCGUUACAUCUUGGUCCUCGUCCCACCAGUCAUAAUUCCAAUCAAUGUUUUUAUUUAAAAAAUGCUGCGAAAUACGGUUUUCCAAAGACGUUGCAAUCGGUGACAAGUUAGAAUCUCAGCAGCCUAUAGGAACGGCCUGCUUUACCUUCAAUAAAAAAUCCAUUCUCAUAGCACAUGACAAUUUCUCAAACUGCGCUUCUGUCUCGAAUAGAUGACCGACGAUGUCGGCCAGCAGAACGGCCGAAGGGCAGACAAUGUGCAUGCCAUUUUGCAGCUCCAGUACGACGGAAACAACACCCUCACUUUGCUUCCAAACGUAAAAAUUGGUCGCAGAACGCAACCACGGACCGGAGCACAAGUUCAUUUCGAAAAUAUAAACGAGGAGUUUGAGCAGGACAGCGUCCUAUCGUACGUUUUUUCCAGACGUCCAUCGCAGAGUUGUAUGGUAACUGACGGUAAGUACAGCAUGUUUUUUCAUAGACAUCUGAACAAUACACGAGUGCGCCUCACACAUAUUUGUCAGUUACGACUGUCGAAUAGUGCUUUUUAUUUAUUAUUAGUUACGCCUCGCACAUUUUAAUUAUUUGUGGGCAUACAUAGUCUAAAAACCGUUGUGUUUACAUUUAAUCCGAAUUUUCCAUAAAGCAACGCAUCAUGCUUAAUAUAUGCCAGUUCAUGAAAUGUCUAGCUGUCACGUUCUGCGUAUUCAAGUACCAUUAUAAAUGCUACACAUCUGCACAUUUCUUCUAACCACUUAAGCAUUAUGGUUAUGGGAAAUAAUCCCAUACAUUUGCGUAAACUGUGCCAAAGUCAGUUCAGUGUAGAAGCACCCCGAACCGCACUGGAGCAAACUCCGUAAUAUUACGAAGACGACCAAUUUCUCGCAUUGCAAACAGCUGGGCAGUUUUUUAGAUAUUGAAUAGUUAAGAAAAAAUGUUAACUUUGGAAAAGGGAUAUAUUGCAAUCCGAGAAUGAAAAGUAUGGUCCAGGCGACAGCAACUGGAAGGACUUAGAUAAAACUGCAAUUUUGUCUGCCAAUCAUUGAUCCGCAUUCCAUCGCCGGCGCCGCCGCUUCGAGCAUUCUCAUGUGUCAAUCAGUUUACCGCAUAAUUACAUUCCUGCUAAUUCCAUUUCUAAUAAAUUGAAAAAAGAAGAAAAAUUUUUUUAUUAACACGCGACAAUCCACAGGGUCUAACGAAGAAAUUCGUGUGCGACUAACUCGAGUGUAACCCUGCAUCAUAAAAAUGCUUUUGGGAGUUACCAAAUGCAACGUAAAUGGAAGCUGGAAGAGACUGGCUUGUCUUUAAUGCCUUCCAUGCGGUACAUAUAUAAUAAGAAGAUGCAAUGUCUGCACCCGCUUGCGUCGGAAAAAGCAUUCUACACAUUGUGCUAAUGCCUGAUGCAAAGGUGUGGGAGGCCUCGAGCUGUUUGCAAGGCUUAAUGGAGCUCAGGGCCCGUGGAUAUGACCUAAGAGCAUCCGUUUUUUUAUGGUGUGCAGUGUGUGACCGAUCUGAUGAAAUUUUACCGAAAUUCUGAAAUGCGUUUUCGAUAAGGAAGGAAUCCUUAGGCUGGGUUGUAAUGUUGCUUAUCAAGCAACAAACUUUCAUAGUAUUUCGGACUCGUUAGGAUGUUGGCUUUUGAAUGCACUUCAUUGCAACCUCCUAUAGAAGCCACACUCACCAAAAAUGAGUAGUUAAGUAGAAUGUAUUUUUCACAUUGUUUUUCGAUGGUCUUAUAAAUUCAAAUAUUUUUAUAGAUAACACGCACAAAAUAUGCUUUCUUUUACUUGUUCGGUAGAAAAUAACAUUGUUUUUACAUUUUAUGCCCAAAGAAAGCGUGUACAUAUUUUUUAAAAAACACUUCUAGUUAUAAGAUUUUUAAGAUCGUUCGAUGUCCAUACAUACACUCCGUAGUACAUUGUGGCAUCCAUCUGUUACUCAUAAAGAGGUUGGUCUCCGCUAGCGGUCUGAGGCACAUCAGUGGUCGGGAAAAUUAGAACAUGUUCUACAACUGAAAUCAACUUUUGUAGUUACUGGAGAAAUUCGUUAAGCCGAAAACCACUCGCGUUUCCCUUAAGUUGCACUAGGGCUUUUCGAAUUUUGAUGAACAUUUUGAACACGACAGGUUUAGCCAUUUAAAACACAUUGGUGGGUAUCGAGCAAAUCACAAUGAAUCUUUCGACAGACAUGAUUUAACUACUGAUUACUUUGUAUGCUACGGAUAUCUUCGACGCCGAUCUGAUAAACCCUUGCAAGACAUUCAGACACUGCUCGCUUAUUUCGGACCAAAUAACUUAAGAGAAUGCUCAGUUUGUAGCUGAUUAUGCGAAGUAUUUAAUGUCACUUUGGGCUAUCGUCAUGAAACGUGAUAAAUGGUUGAAAUUUCUAGAGCCAUGUUCGUUGGAAACUCUUUGUAAGGAAGUCCACUCAAUAAAUGAAUAUAAUUUAAGAAUUCUUUUACUAACGCCCUCAAUCGCAUAGCCUUUAAAUAUAAACGCUAAUUUAGGCUGUUUUCUUUUGCAAAUUUCAGGUGUUAACUGUGGAUUCGGUAACUGCGUAUCGCUGCUUGGACGCAUUCUAUAA